AUGGUGAGACCUCCUCAGCGGUGCCCCCCGGGUGCCUUCCACUCCAGUGCCCCCUGGGGUGCCUUCCACUCCAGUGCCCCCCGGGUGCCUCCCACUCCAGUGCCCCCCGGGGUGCCUUCCACUCCAGUGCCCCCCGGGGUGCCUUCCACUCCAGUGCCCCCCGGGUGCCUCCCACUCCAGUGCCCCCCGGGUGCCUUCCACUCCAGUGCACCCCGGGUGCCUUCCACUCCAGUGCACCCCGUUCGACUGUGUCUAAACCACACCCACCUCAGCAAGUACCUCCUUCCCAUUCCAUCCAAGUGGCCACCAGUACAGCCAAGGAGCCAUGGCCUUUCCCCCUGCCCCGGGCCACACUCCACCAUGCUCCACCACGCUCCACCACACUCCACCACGUUCCACCAUGCUCCACCACGCUUCAUCAAGCUCCACCACAGUCCACCACAGUCCACCAUGCUCCACCACGCUCCACCAUGCUCCACCACGCUCCGCCACGCUCCGCCACGCUCUGCCACGCUCCGCCAUGGUCCAACACGCUCCACCACACUCCACCACGCUCCACCACGCUCCACCACAGUCCACCACGCUCCACCACAGUCCACCACGCUCCACCACAUUCCACCACGCUCCGCCACGCUCCGCCACGCUCUGCCACGCUCCACCACGCUUCAUCAAGCUCCACCACAGUCCACCACAGUCCACCAUGCUCCACCACGCUCCACCACAUUCCACCACGCUCCGCCACGCUCCACCACGCUCCACCACGCUCUGCCACACUCCACCACACUUGACAAUGGUCCACCACGCUCCACCACGCUCCACCACGGUCCGCCACACUCUGCCAUGCUCCGCCACACUUCACCACGCUCCACCACGCUCCACCACGCUUCAUCAAGCUCCACCACAGUCCACCAUGCUCCACCACGCUCCACCACAUUCCACCACGCUCCGCCACGCUCCACCACGCUCCACCACACUCCACCACACUUGACAAUGGUCCACCACGCUCCAUCACGCUCCACCACAUUCCACCACGCUCCGCCACGCUGCGCCACGCUGCGCCAUGCUCUGCCACGCUCCACCACGCUCCACCACGCUCCACCACAUUCCACCAUGCUCCACCACGGUCCACCACGCUCCACCACGCUCCACCACAGUCCACCACGCUCCACCAUGCUCCAGCAUGCUCCACCACGCUCCACCACGCUCCAGCACGCUCCACCACGCUCCACCAUGCUCCAGCACACUCCAGCACGCUCCACCACGCUCCACCACGCUCCACCACGCUCUGCCAUGCUCCACCACACUUGA
This is a messenger RNA of Perognathus longimembris pacificus (Pacific pocket mouse), 1308 nucleotides long. Its product is annotated as extensin-3-like. The transcript is spliced from 2 exons. The coding region runs from base 1 to 1308 and encodes 435 amino acids. NCBI's taxonomy places the organism in Eukaryota, Metazoa, Chordata, Mammalia, Rodentia, Heteromyidae. The record is from RefSeq and is a predicted model, not a curated record.